ACAGUGCGGGCGCGGCUUCUCGGGUCCCCGGCAGCGGCUUGUACACGCGCGGCGGCAGCAUCUACGCUCGCAGAGCCGCCGAUGCGCGUCCAGUGACCGGGACAGCGAGGCCCUCGCGUGGCGGGGGCGGCGGCAGACGCCUAGCCACCGUGACCCCCAUUUUGGAUUUACCGCUCGGGGGGUGGGGGGAGCCUGGAUUUAACUGGCGCCUGUUUUGGGGGACGCCGGACGCCAUGUUGUGGAAAAUAACCGAUAAUGUCAAGUAUGAAGAGGACUGCGAGGAUCGCCACGAUGCGAGCAGCAAUGGGAACCCGCGCCUCCCCCACCUCUCCUCCGCCGGGCAGCACCUCUACAGCCCCGCGCCGCCCCUCUCCCAUACUGGAGUCGCCGAAUACCAGCCACCACCCUACUUUCCACCGCCCUACCAGCAGCUGGCCUACUCGCAGUCGGCCGACCCCUACUCGCAUCUGGGAGAAGCUUACGCCGCUGCCAUCAACCCCCUGCACCAGCCAGCGCCCACCGGCAGCCAGCAGCAGGCCUGGCCGGGCCGCCAGAGCCAGGAGGGAGCUGGCCUGCCCUCGCACCAUGGGCGCCCGGCCGGCCUGCUACCCCACCUCUCCGGGCUGGAGGGUGGUGCCAUGAGCGCCCGCAGGGAUGCCUACCGCCGCACGGACCUGCUCUUGCCCCACGCGCACGCCCUGGAUGCCGCGGGCCUGGCUGAGAACCUGGGGCUCCACGACAUGGCCCACCAGAUAGAGGAGGUGCAGAAUGUUGACGACCAGCACCUGCUUCUGCACGAUCAGACUGUUAUUCGCAAAGGUCCUAUUUCAAUGACCAAGAACCCCCUGAGUCUCCCUUGUCAGAAGGAGCUGGUGGGGGCUGUGAUGAAUCCCAGCGAGGUGUUCUGCUCGGUCCCUGGAAGAUUGUCCCUCCUCAGCUCCACCUCUAAAUACAAAGUGACAGUUGCUGAAGUCCAGAGGCGAUUGUCCCCGCCUGAAUGCUUAAAUGCCUCAUUACUGGGAGGUGUUCUCAGAAGAGCCAAAUCUAAAAAUGGAGGCCGGUCCUUGCGGGAGAAGUUGGACAAGAUCGGGUUGAAUCUGCCAGCCGGGAGACGGAAAGCUGCACACGUCACUCUCCUGACGUCCUUAGUAGAAGGUGAGGCUGUUCAUUUGGCUCGGGACUUUGCCUAUGUCUGUGAAGCAGAAUUUCCUAGUAAACCGGUGGCGGAAUAUCUAACGAGACCUCAUCUUGGAGGGCGGAAUGAGAUGACAGCUAGGAAGAACAUGCUGCUGGCUGCCCAGCAGGUGUGUAAAGAAUUCACAGACCUCCUCAAUCAAGACCGAACCCCCAACGGCAACAACCGGCCCACCCCGGUCUUGGAGACGAACAUACAGAACUGCUUGUCUCAUUUCAGCCUGAUCACCCACGGGUUCGGCAGCCAGGCCAUCUGUGCGGCUGUGUCGGCCGUGCAGAACUACAUCAAAGAGGCCCUGAUAGUCAUAGACAAAUCCUAUAUGAACCCCGGAGACCAGAGUCCAGCCGAUUCUAGCAAAACCCUGGAGAAAAUGGAGAAACACAGAAAAUGAAGGAUGGGCGUGAGCCAAGGGCUGAAGAGUCUGAAAGGAAAAGGACUCCACGAUCAUUCUCAACCUGGACAGACUGGGAGACCCCUCUUGCCGGGGGACAGUUUUUGACCCACCUUCCCAUGAAAAAGGCCUCCACUCAUUUUCUGGAUCUUGACGUGCCCUCCUGGAUUCCUUAGUGUUCUUUUCUCUAGCGCUGAAGUGUGUCUCCUUAACUCUGGACAAGGGAUCGGAAGGUGACAAGUGCUGGUUCUUUGUUCAUUAAGCUCAUUUUAUUCUUUUGAACCCCAUUCUUUUCUCUGAAAGUGGUGCUACAAGUUUUAGAACCUUUUAAAUAAAUUCCCGGGGCUCACGAGAAAACCCACACCGGUAGCUGUUGAAAUGUCAGAUUGGUGCGAUUCAGAUCGACAGUAACUUGCAGUGUUAAGGU
Molecule: messenger RNA, 2013 nt
Organism: Odobenus rosmarus divergens (Pacific walrus)
Lineage: Eukaryota; Metazoa; Chordata; Mammalia; Carnivora; Odobenidae
Gene: TFAP2C
Product: transcription factor AP-2 gamma (activating enhancer binding protein 2 gamma)
Exons: 7
Coding region: 234-1586 (450 amino acids)
Biological process (GO): anatomical structure development; regulation of transcription by RNA polymerase II; regulation of cell population proliferation
Cellular component (GO): nucleus
Molecular function (GO): DNA-binding transcription factor activity, RNA polymerase II-specific; RNA polymerase II transcription regulatory region sequence-specific DNA binding
Source: RefSeq, a predicted model, not a curated record